AUGAAUUGCGAUGGAAGAGUUGAAGGAAAUUCCAAAAGAAUAUUGAUUCUUCUUUUCGAUGGUUUCAGUUGUAAAAUUUUGAUUCAGUUUUAUCAUUCAAUAUAUCUAAAGUAUUCUACAAAUUUUGAUACUUAGCAGUAAAAUGCCUUUAGUAUUUACGUAAUAAAAAAUUCUUGGAUAAUUAAUAAGAUUUAUCAAAAUCGUUUUUUUAGCAUUUUUAAAUCAUUUUGGUUCGAUGAAUAUUGUGUUAAUAAAAUAAACCUAAUCUCCACUCUCCUCUUCUUCCAAUAUAUGUAAUCUACCGACUUUCUCGGAGUCUAACCAAACUUUCUAUAAACUCAUUGUAUGACUGCCUAGUAAUAAUUAACUGAAUUUCCUUUUGAAAAUGCCCAAGAGGAGAUCCAAAUAAUCGAGAGUGUUGAAACGUUCAAUUUUGAGGGGGAUAAUGCACCUAAUGAUUAUUACAAUCCGAUUCAAAAAUUGCCUCUGAAGAAACCUCGCAAGAGAAGAAGAAGACAAGUCAUACACGAUAGGAGAAGAAGAAGGCCAACCACAAAGAAAAUUAAUAGAAAGCAUCAACCAAUUCCAUUCAAUUAUGUAGAAGAUAGACAAAUUCUUCUUUAAGUCUUGGAGUUGGGACCAAAGUUCUAUAAAAUCGCUAAAAGCUUCCCUAGCAGGACCUUGAGCAUGGUGAAGAAUAGAUAUUACAAGACCUUGCGCUUCCAGUGGGAUGCUAUUUUGGGACAGGCCUAUGGUCAUCUGAAUGCAUCAGAUAGAGAAAUGGAAAAUCAACACAGUAUGGAUUGCUUGCAAGAGCUUAGCGAUGAAAAUAUCUAUUCAUAAAUUUUAUUUUGAAUAAAUCCUAUUAUUCUAA
Molecule: messenger RNA, 874 nt
Organism: Paramecium tetraurelia
Lineage: Eukaryota; Ciliophora; Oligohymenophorea; Peniculida; Parameciidae
Exons: 5
Source: RefSeq, a predicted model, not a curated record